This is a messenger RNA of Dentiscutata erythropus, 507 nucleotides long. The record is from the annotation of a GenBank genome assembly. Lineage: Eukaryota; Fungi; Glomeromycota; Glomeromycetes; Diversisporales; Gigasporaceae.
AUGACGAUAAUAGUUAAUUUGAGUCCAGGACAAUUAGCAGCGAUUAUUAACUUUUUAUUGCCAGUUAUCAUUAGCAGGAUAGGUAUUAUAUUGAUGUUAAAAAAUAUUAACGAUAAAAUGACAGCUUUAGAGUGGACAACAAUAAGUGAAUUAAUAGUUAAAGGUCCAAUUAGCUCUUACGGUAUGUGUGGUGUGCCAGUGACAACAUCGUUUAAAUUGUCGGUUGAGGGCAAGGGAUCAUACAAGCCCAAAAUGUUUAUUAAUAAAACCGACGUAUGGCAAUCAAACUUACAACCUCUUGGUGGCAAUGGCCAAAUGAUUGACUUUACCGCUGAAACAUUAGGCGCUGAAUCUGGAGAAAAUAUCUCUAAUAAUAGUGUAUUAGUUAGUGAAAAUAGUCUUUGGUUACCAGCCGAAAAUCCUCCUUUGGGAAAUGGAAUCGGGAAUUUGGCAUUGCAUCAACAAUGGAGAAAGGAAGGCACUACAGAAGAGAGUAUAAGUCGUAUC